AUAAUGAGCUCGAUAUCUACGCUAUUUUACGCUUGGACGCUAUUGAGUUUGUGUUUAAGAAUUGUUGAUGAUUUGUGAGGAUUUCAUUCAUUCGGAAGAAAAAAAAUAAGUUAGCAAGAAAAAAAAAAACACGAUCAGGUUGAGACCUGAUCAUAUGCGUGGAAUACGGAUUUUACCGCGAAGAAUGUUACCCCAGUUAACGCUCAAUGCCAAGAAUACUAUUUUACUUAUGGUAAUGUUUGCCUUUGUAGUUCCAGCUUACACAAAAGCAAAAGACUAUGUCUUAAUGCUUACGACCCACAACGACCGAGCGCUACAUAUAAAUGACGUCGGCAAGGUGACUGCAGCUAACAUAGCUUUUGCACAACCGAUAACCAUGGAUAAUGUUGGUGAUCCAUUUAAUGGCGAUCCAUUCUUUAUUACGCUUUAUGCCAAACAAGUUGGACGAUUUUUGUGCUUUCGACAUGGCAGAUUGGAGGGACUGAAACAACUCACUCGCGAUUGCCACUUCAGUGAGAGCAUUGAACAUGGCCACUACAUGUAUGCGAAUGCCUACAAUGCAACGCUGCGCGUAGGUUUCACGAAACGUUUUAAGCCCAUCGGACCGAAGCGGCUGAAACAUGCGCGCAGCAUUAGCAAAGAUCAUUUCCUCUUUGAGCGACGCCGUUUGGAAGAUAUUACUAUUAGUAGAAUCACCUCUGCAACUACAAGAAAAACAGCAAGUAAACCCAUCACCACCACCACCACCACCAUCUCCACUACCACAACAACCACACAUACACCCAAAGUUACACGCAUACAGCGGAAUAGAUAUAAUACCCACAAAAACAAUAACAAUGACAACAGUUCCACACUAAAAGCCACCACAGUACAGGAGAGCCUACAGCAACCACAACAAGGACUGCAUACAGAAGCUGCAAAGAGUAUUACCAAUAAUAAUAAUGAUAGCCAUAGUCUUAGUGAAGAUAAUAGAAUUAAUGAUAAUAAAAGUAACAACAAGGGCAACAACAAUAGGCCACAGCAACAAGGAGGCGAUUUGCUGGAAGAGCGUCUCCGUAAGUUGCAACGCGCCGAACAGCAUCCGUUGCGGCACGAUAAAAAUAGUAUUGAAAAGAAGAAUCACCGACGUCGUCUACACAAUCGGCGGAAACAACAGCAAAAGCGACAACAACAACAUAAUUUGUCAACGAAGGGUGUGGUGCGCCACCAUUACAACAACGGCACAAAAAUGGCGCGCAGACGUCAACAUGAACGCGAGCAAUUGCUGCGCAAACAAAGUCGUCACCGUCAGCAAAUGUUGGCGCGACAAGAACAGCAACAGCGCCAACAGCCGCCACCGACGGCGCGUGGUGCAGGCGCAGCGGCUAGCUCUACGGCGUCAACAGCGGCAUCAGCGCUCACAGCCACUGCCGCAUCGCUAGUGCCGACAACGCUGAUUGACAUCAUGGCUAUGUUGGCCGCGUCGCGUCGCAAGCGCGGAAGACGGAAAAAGGAGGUUACAGAAGAGGAGAGUGCAAGCACGCGCGCAACAAGUGGUGCGGGUGCGGGUGCGGCUGGUGGCACGCAAGCCGAUAUACAAAUAGCUGUGACACAAACAGCGUUACCCAAACCAAUGGCGACAGAGAUGGUGGUGAAGCGUCAAACGUCGCAGCGCUUACCGUUGGAAAGUGGAGAGCAGGCGCCGGCGCGCCCGCUACAUCAAACAGCACUGGGUGCUGCGCUGAAGGAUGCGUUGGCAGCGCCAACACAUAAGCAUCGACAUCAGCAUCAAGAGCGGCGGCCGCACGCGCUAGCAACGGCCGACAUACCAGUGAGCGCGGCGCAACAUGUUGCUGAGUUGAAGGCUGCGCAAGCGCAAGCGCAGCCAAAAAAACAGCAACAAACAGAUGAAUACUCAAAUAGUUAUGUUAAUAAUAAUUUAAUUAGUAAUUAUAAAUUAAAUGCUUACACUAAUGCUAAUGCUAAUAAUGGUAAUGAUAAUGAUAAUGUUAAUGCAAUACCUGCCUUGCCAAAAAACUACUUAUACGAAGACGCGCAUCAACGCGCCGAUUAUGAUUAUCAUAGUCACGAUGAUGAUGACGACGAUAGCGAUAAUGUUAACGAUAAUAAUAACUAUAGCAACAACAAUAACUACAGCAACAGCAAUAGGCGUAGUAAGAGUAGUGUUAGUCAAAAUAGUGAUAGUAUUAAGCCUAGUAUGACUGAUUAUAGUAGUAAUAGUAAUAGUGAUUUUAAGUUUAGUCAACAACAGCAGCAAACGCAAGCAACACUUAACCAUAUUAGACAUAGACACCGACGACGAGCUGCUGCCACCGAAGCCACAAACGAAGCAACGCUGGCAAUAGCUCACGAUCAACAACAUAGUCAUGUUGACACGAACGACAACGAUGUUGCUGCCAACAUUGUUGAUGGGCAUGUUGCUGAGCAACAGCAGCCCGUUCAACGCGCACAGCAACAAGUGAAUUUGGCAAAAAACGAACAAGCUGCCGCGGAAGUGAACGCUUCCGUGGCGGACUUCGGACGCCAACAAAACGCUAAAACGAAUAAAAAUACGGCAGCAAAUGCUGAAACGAAUAUAAUAGCUGCGAAUACAAAUACGAAUACAUAUAUGGAAGAUAACAACAAUAAUAAUAACAAUAAUAAUAACAUUGGAAAUAUUGAUAACAUUAGGCUUAAUAGUAAUCGUAGGGUUAGUUAUAAAGAUAACGGUGACACUAAUGUGCACACUGCUGUUGAAAAGCCAGAUGCUGCUGUUGCUGCCGCUGUCGACGGCGAAGGUGCAGACGCUGGCGGCAAUGGCGUGAGAGACAAUAAUGUGAAGCGUAAUUUUUUUGGUAUACGCCUGCCGUUUUUUCGUCAACCUAGCAUCAAUAACAACAAUAUUAACAGUAAUAAUCAUUAUAUUAUGCCUCGUGUUGACAACAACACUAAUAUGGCUGUCGUAGCGAGCGUAGGUGAUAAUCGUGCUGCCGCUAUGCAAAUGAAUGCAAACGCUAAUCAAGUAGCCAGUGUUAAUCAAAUUAAUGUGCUAGCAACGCCACAGCAACAACAACAACAACAACAACGGCAAGAGCAAGCAGCGUCCAUUAACGGUGCUGCUGUCACUGCCGCCGCUGUUGUUGGCAAUUUAGCUUUUGCCGCUCGCUUAGCGCACGCAUACAAUUACGAUAAUCACAAUGUUAUUGAUGCUAUUCACCAUAAUCUUAAUAAUAUUAAUAAUAAUAAUAACAAUAAUGCUAAUCAUGUUAUGAAUGAUGAUGACGAUGGAAAUGUGCAUGCUGCAAAUACCGAUAAUCUAAAUAUUCUUAGUGAGCAUGUGUUAGCCGCUGCUUAUCAUAAGCGUUUUUUUCGUAGCUUAAAUUAUGCUAAUACUAAUCACAAUGUGAAUAAUAAUUAUAAUGAUGAUAAUGAUAACAAUGACCCAGGCGUGCAUAAUGACGAUGAAUGGAAAAGAAAUCAUAAUAAAUAUGAUAUGACUAUAGUACAAUACAGAUAUGUAGUUGUCUUUUAUUAG
Messenger RNA from Bactrocera latifrons, 3514 nucleotides. RefSeq lists its product as uncharacterized. The transcript is spliced from 5 exons. Bases 155 to 3514 code for a protein of 1119 amino acids. The record is from RefSeq and is a predicted model, not a curated record. Gene Ontology annotation, molecular function: growth factor activity. NCBI's taxonomy places the organism in Eukaryota, Metazoa, Arthropoda, Insecta, Diptera, Tephritidae.